AUGGCUUCUUCAAUGGCCAUUAUACCCACCCUGCUCUUCCUUUCCCUCACUCUGUCACAUGCUACGGACACGCCCAUCGUGAAAUACUCAGAAAAAGAGGUGAUGGGGAUGUACGAGGAGUGGUUGGUGAAGCAGCAAAAGGUGUACAAUGGGUUGGGAGAGAAGGAGAAGAGGUUUGAAGUGUUCAAGGACAACUUGGGAUUCAUACAAGAGCACAACGCUCAGAACAACACAUACACGCUUGGGUUGAACAAGUUUGCUGAUAUCACCAAUGAGGAAUACCGUGCCAUGUAUUUGGGCACCAAAUCUGAUGCCAAACGUAGGCUCAUGAAAACCAAGAGCACCGGUCACCGGUAUGCCUACAACUCCCGUGACCGGUUGCCGGUGCAUGUGGAUUGGAGGUCCAAAGGCGUUGUUGCUCCGAUCAAAGAUCAGGGAAGUUGUGGAAGUUGUUGGGCCUUCUCAACAGUAGCCAGUGUGGAAGCUAUAAAUAAGAUAGUGACAGGGAAGUUUGUGUCCCUAUCAGAACAAGAACUUGUGGACUGUGACAGAACCUACAAUGAUGGAUGCAAUGGUGGCCUCAUGGACUACGCAUUCCAGUUCAUCAUUGAAAAUGGUGGCAUAGACACAGACGAAGAUUAUCCAUAUCAGGGUUAUGACGGCACUUGUGAUCCAACUAAGGUCACUAAAAACGCCAAGGUAGUCCAAAUUGAUGCUUUCGAGGAUGUUCCAGCAUAUAACGAGAAUGCCUUAAAGAAAGCUGUUGCUCAUCAACCUGUCAGCGUUGCUAUUGAAGCCUCUGGCAGGGCUUUGCAACUUUAUCAAUCUGGUGUGUUUACUGGUAAAUGUGGAACAAGCUUAGAUCAUGGUGUGGUGGUUGUUGGAUAUGGGUCUGAAAAUGGUGUGGAUUACUGGCUGGUGAGGAAUUCGUGGGGCACUGGAUGGGGUGAGGAUGGCUAUUUCAAGAUGGAGCGGAACUUGAGAAGCACCUCCAGAGGCAAGUGUGGAAUUGCAAUGGAGGCUUCCUACCCUGUUAAGAAUGGCCUAAGCUCUGUUGUUCCUAGUUCAGUUUAUGAAAGCACUGUGGCGUCUGUUAGCAGUGCCUGA
Sphenostylis stenocarpa is the source of this 1107-nucleotide messenger RNA. NCBI's taxonomy places the organism in Eukaryota, Viridiplantae, Streptophyta, Magnoliopsida, Fabales, Fabaceae. The record is from the annotation of a GenBank genome assembly.